CCUUCCCACGCCUGCGGGCCGGCCCUCCGCCGUCCACGUCCAAGACGCGAGCGUGGAGAUGGCGGCUCAGAAGAUAAACGAAGGCCUGGAGCACCUCGCCAAGGCCGAGAAAUACUUGAAAACUGGUUUUUUAAAAUGGAAGCCAGAUUAUGACAGUGCUGCCUCUGAAUAUGGAAAAGCAGCUGUUGCUUUUAAAAAUGCCAAACAGUUUGAACAAGCAAAAGAUGCCUGCCUGAGAGAAGCUGUUGCUCAUGAGAAUAAUAGGGCUCUUUUUCAUGCUGCCAAAGCUUAUGAGCAAGCCGGCAUGAUGUUGAAGGAGAUGCAGAAACUCCCAGAGGCUGUUCAGCUGAUUGAGAAAGCCAGCAUGAUGUAUUUAGAAAAUGGCACCCCGGACACAGCAGCGAUGGCAUUGGAGCGAGCUGGAAAGCUUAUAGAAAAUGUAGAUCCAGAAAAGGCUGUACAGUUGUAUCAACAGACAGCUAAUGUGUUUGAAAAUGAGGAACGUUUGCGACAGGCAGUUGAAUUACUAGGAAAAGCCUCCAGACUGCUAGUUCGAGGACGCAGGUUUGAUGAGGCGGCACUCUCUAUUCAGAAAGAAAAAAAUAUAUAUAAAGAAAUUGAAAAUUAUCCAACUUGUUAUAAGAAAACAAUUGCUCAAGUCUUAGUUCAUCUCCACAGAAACGACUAUGUGGCUGCAGAAAGAUGUGUCAGGGAGAGCUACAGCAUUCCAGGGUUCAAUGGUAGUGAAGAUUGUGCUGCACUAGAACAACUUCUUGAAGGAUAUGACCAGCAAGACCAAGAUCAAGUCUCAGAGGUCUGCAACUCACCUCUUUUCAAGUACAUGGACAAUGAUUAUGCGAAGCUUGGCCUGAGUUUGGUGGUUCCAGGAGGGGGAAUAAAGAAGAAAGCAGCAGCAACACCACAGACCAAGCCUGACGGUGCCACUGCCACUGCUGCCGAGGAAGAUGAAGAUGAAUAUGCAGGAGGGCUGUGCUAGGAUCUUGGUUUACAGAAAGAAAGGGAAUGAUGCUGACACACCACUCAUGGACUUCGACUUCUCGCAGGGAAUCCAGACUUCAUUGCAGUCAUGGUUUUGAAUGCUAAUAAAAACAAUUUUUAGUUUCCAUUUCCCUAAAUCA
Molecule: messenger RNA, 1139 nt
Organism: Talpa occidentalis (Iberian mole)
Lineage: Eukaryota; Metazoa; Chordata; Mammalia; Eulipotyphla; Talpidae
Gene: NAPG
Product: NSF attachment protein gamma
Exons: 12
Coding region: 59-997 (312 amino acids)
Biological process (GO): intracellular protein transport
Cellular component (GO): vacuolar membrane; SNARE complex
Molecular function (GO): soluble NSF attachment protein activity; syntaxin binding
Source: RefSeq, a predicted model, not a curated record